This is a messenger RNA of Dicrocoelium dendriticum, 300 nucleotides long. NCBI's taxonomy places the organism in Eukaryota, Metazoa, Platyhelminthes, Trematoda, Plagiorchiida, Dicrocoeliidae. The record is from the annotation of a GenBank genome assembly.
AUGCAGGACUUCACCUGGCACCGCGGUGCUUCCAUUACACAAAGGCAACGUCUCUCGCCAGCUAUCCACUUCAUCCCGGACAACCCGGGGGCCAGUGAUUGCGUCCAAGUGUCUCUGGCGGCCUCGGAACUUACCUCGGUUGAUUACCGCGCUAGUGCCAUAGCUUCCACCAGCGCGGUUGGCCCCGCGGAAGCGAACCUUGAGGUUAGUCUUGUAUCCUCGAAUCGUAAAUCAUUAUUGGAACUGUGGAGCACCGAGGUUCCUCCAGGCUGUGGCGACCCCAUACGGAGAAGGUUCUGA